AUGGGAAAUUUGCCAAAAUUCCGUUUACAGCAAGUAAAGCCAUUCACCGCAGUCGGGGUCGACUACGCUGGUCCAAUCCUGUUAAAACCGUCAACAACACGCAUAACUGUACCAUGCCAGGCAUACAUAUGCCUCUUCGUCUGCAUGUCAACAAAGGCGCUACAUCUUGAACUCGCCUCAGACUUGUCCACUGAGACUUUUCUGAUGGCUUUUAGUCGUUUUAUUUCACGCCGAGGCCCAAUCCAAAAGAUGCACAGUGACUGUGGAACCAACUUUGUAGGUGCCUCCAAGUUGUUUGAAACAGUUGAUAAAUUCACGCAAUCCACUGAACACCAGGAAAAGUGUAGGAGUUUUCUGACAGCGCGGAACAUCUGCUGGCACUUCAAUCCACCAUCCACACCUCACUUCGGAGGUCUUUGGGAGGCUGGAGUGAAGUCAACAAAAACAUUGAUUCACAGAACUAUCGGUCUCCAUCGACUCAAGUACGAAGAACUCAGUACCAUUUUAACUCGGAUCGAAGCCACACUAAAUUCACGGCCGUUGAGUGCACUCAGUCCUGAUCCAUUGGACUUCGAUGCACUGACGCCCAGUCAUUUCCUUACACUGAUGCCCAGCACUGCAAACGUCGAUCCGAGCUUGGAUAACAUACCAACGUCACAUUAUAAACGCUGGAAACUAAUUUUGGAGCUACACAACUACUUUUGGAAACGUUGGAAAAACGAAUAUCUACAGACUCUCGGGUUUCGGGUUUCUGUCACAGAACACGGCACCGGUAACUCACCAGUCCGUCACAGAACACGAGACCGGCUGAAAUAA
Metopolophium dirhodum (rose-grain aphid) is the source of this 816-nucleotide messenger RNA. RefSeq lists its product as uncharacterized. The transcript has a single exon. The record is from RefSeq and is a predicted model, not a curated record. Gene Ontology annotation, biological process: DNA integration. Gene Ontology annotation, molecular function: nucleic acid binding. NCBI's taxonomy places the organism in Eukaryota, Metazoa, Arthropoda, Insecta, Hemiptera, Aphididae. The coding region runs from base 1 to 816 and encodes 271 amino acids.